AUGAUGGCGCUGUCCACCGCCUCUUCGCCCAGCGGUGAUCUUGCACUGAGGCCCGUUCAUCGUACUGAAGUACUCGGAUUGGACAUCGCCGAGCCCUACAAGGGGAAUGAACCCAGCCGCAGCAAUGACGGAUUCGAGAUGGGUCGACUAGCUUCGUCACCACAGAAUGAGCUGCAGGAGCCAGACUCGGUCAACGACCAGCCACGCAGCCACUGGAGAAUCAUCGCCAUUAUGCUCGCCCUUUCCCUCAGCCUUUUCAUUUCUGCUCUUGAUCAGACUAUUGUGGCUACCGCAACGCCAACGAUCUCUGCGGAGCUGCACUCGGGCACAGGCUAUGUGUGGAUUGGUGGCGCAUAUCUGAUUGCCAACGCAGCUAGCUCGAACAUCUGGGCCAACCUAUCCGACAUCUGGGGGCGCAAGCCGAUGCUUCUCGCGGCCGUUGCUUUGUUCUUCGGGGCUUCGAUCAUCUGUGCCAAAGCUAUCAACAUGCCUAUGCUGAUUGCAGGUCGUGGUGUCCAAGGUAUUGCUGGUGGUGGGCUUCUUCAGCUGAUCACCAUCAUCAUUUCUGACCUCUUCAGUGUCCGACUUCGCAGCCUUUUCAUGGGCCUCAUCGAAUUUAUCUGGGCCAUUGCCGGAGCUUUAGGCCCCAUCGUGGGUGGUGCCUUCACUCAGUCAGUUUCCUGGCGAUGGAUAUUCUGGAUCAAUCUGCCCAUUUGUGGAACGGCAUUUGUGCUCCUCCUGUUCUUCCUGGAUGUCCACAAUCCGAAGACCGGGGUCCUGGAGGGCAUCAAAGCAGUCGAUUGGUUCGGUAGCUUCUCCAUUCUUGGGCUGACGGUGAUGGUUUUGCUGGGCCUUGACUUCGGAGGAGCCACCUUUCCUUGGAGUUCGCCGAAAGUGAUCUGUCUCAUUGUUUUCGGCUGCCUGAUGUCCCUCUUCUUUAUUUACAGUGAAAGACACCUGGCAAAGUAUCCGCUUAUGCCGCUGGGCAUCUUCAAGAACCGUUCGAAUCUGGCCUGCUUCGUCGUGGCUUUCACACAUGGCUUUGCUUUCCUCGGACAGGAAUACUAUCUCCCGCUGUUCUUCCAGUCAGCCAAGGAAGCGUCCCCUUUCCACUCUGGUCUGCUCAUUCUCCCGUAUGUCCUGGCCGAGGCAGCCUUAAGUCUUGCAGCGGGAGUUAUUAUUCACCGCACGGGCCAUUAUCUCGAAGUCGUGUGGACCGGAACCGCGCUGGUAGUCCUGGGGAGUGGCCUGCUCAUCGAUUUCAACGCUGCCUCCUCACUUGGGAAAAUUAUCUGUUAUCAAAUCGUGGCCGGUGCCGGAUGCGGCUUGCUGUUCUUCCCGCCCCUCCUUGCCCUGCAGAGCAAUGUCGCGCAGGAUCAAAACGCCUCGGCGACGGCAACCUUCGGCUUCAUCCGUAAUAUGGCCAUGGCCAUGUCGGUGGUGCUGGGUGGGGUGAUUUUCCAGAAUGGCAUGGACACGCGGCAAUCCGACCUCCUGGCCACGGGCCUAUCUGACUCCAUCGUGAAGGAGCUCACCGGAGCCGAGGCCGCGGCUAACGUGAUGGUCAUCCAGUCCAUCGCGGAUACACUGCAGCGAAGUGUCGUCAAGGACGCCUACGCUUGGAGCAUGCGCAACAUUUGGAUCCUGUACACCUCUUUAGGCGCGUGUGGACUCAUCUUCAGCCUCCUCAUCACCCGCCAGCACCUCAGUGUGGAACAUGUGGAGACCAAAACCGGGUUGAGAGAGAAGCAACCCCUUACCGGAUCUCAGCAGAACGACUCCGAACCGUAA
Aspergillus bombycis is the source of this 1791-nucleotide messenger RNA. RefSeq names its product MDR family MFS transporter. NCBI's taxonomy places the organism in Eukaryota, Fungi, Ascomycota, Eurotiomycetes, Eurotiales, Aspergillaceae. Gene Ontology annotation, biological process: transmembrane transport. Gene Ontology annotation, molecular function: transmembrane transporter activity. The record is from RefSeq and is a predicted model, not a curated record. The transcript has 4 exons. The coding region runs from base 1 to 1791 and encodes 596 amino acids.